GGGGGAGGGGUCGCGGCGGCUUCGGCGGCGUCACGGCGGCGCCCGGGCGGUGGGAGCCGAGGCGCCGGAGCAAGAUGGCGGCGCGAGUGCUGCGCGCCCGCGGAGUGGCCUCGGCCGGCGGCCUCUUACGACGGGCCGCUCCCUGCAGCCUCCUGCCCGGGCUCCGAAAAUUGACAUCUUCCAAUAACAGACCUCGAGAAGACAGCUGGUUAAAAUCCUUAUUUGUUCGGAAAGUUGAUCCAAGAAAAGAUGCCCACUCCAAUCUCCUAGCCAAAAAGGAAACAAGCAGUCUGUACAAAUUACAGUUUCACAGUGUUAAACCGGAUUGCCUAGAAGCAUACAACAAAAUUUGUCAAGAGGUGUUGCCAAAGAUUCAUGAAGAUAAACAUUAUCCUUGUACUUUGGUGGGGACUUGGAACACGUGGUAUGGCGAGCAGGAUCAAGCUGUCCACCUGUGGAGGUAUGAAGGAGGCUAUCCAGCUCUCACAGAGGUCAUGAAUAAACUCAGAGAAAAUCAGGAAUUUACGCAUUUCCGUAAGGCAAGAGGCGACAUGCUUCUCUCUAGGAAGAAUCAGCUGCUAUUGGAGUUCAGCUUCUGGAAUGAGCCUAUCCCCCGGUCAGGACCUAACAUAUAUGAACUCAGGUCUUAUCAACUUAGACCAGGAACCAUGAUUGAAUGGGGCAAUUACUGGGCUCGUGCAAUUCGCUUCAGGCAGGACGGUAACGAAGCCGUUGGAGGAUUCUUCUCUCAGAUUGGGCAGCUAUAUAUGGUGCAUCAUCUUUGGGCUUACAAGGACCUUCAGACCAGGGAAGACAUACGGAAUGCAGCAUGGCAUAAACACGGCUGGGAAGAGCUCGUCUAUUAUACAGUCCCACUCAUUCAGGAGAUGGAAUCCAGGAUCAUGAUCCCGAUGAAGACCUCGCCCCUGCAGUAAAGCUGGAGAUUGACUUCAACGUGCCUACAGAAACCCACGUGACAAGCAUUUGUCAUAAAUUGACUUUAUGGUAUACAUUGUAUAUCACAUGUAAAGGAAACACUGACGUGUAAACUGCUGUAUAUAGCUUGUGAGAGACCGCUUUUCUUUACAAUUUUCAUGAUCACAGGAAAGGAAACAGUCACAGCCUGACCGGUUGUGACAGUGCUCUGUAGCCCUUUCUGAAACAUCCCUCUGUUGGUGGAAAACACUUUAUAAAUAUCUGGCCACCCCCACCCCCACCCUCCAGGCAAAGAGGGCCCCCAUUAAAAUUUGAGUCAUCUCCAAAUAAGAAUCCAACCAUGAAAAGUUAGUCAUUUCUUUAUAAAAAAGCAAAUCUGUUUUAUAAUUACAGAUUUUUAGACAAAAUUUCUUAUAUCAGCAAGAAAUACAGAUUUUGUCAUGUUUCUCUAGCGGUUUUUUCUGAGUCUGAAAUUAGGAACAAAUUAUAAGUGUCCCCAGUAUCUGCAAAUGUUUUAACUUCCGCUCACUUGUAAUCAGUCAGCAUAUUAAAAAAUGCGUCAUUACUCAGCUGGUAGCAGUUGGCAGGUACAUUUAAUAACUAGUUCAGUUUUUCAUAGAGUGUAUUGUGAUGUCUCUAUGUGAGAGGGGAAAAACUCAGCUUGAACUUGUGUGUCAUCUGUGAUUUUGAAAUGAACACCUUGAAUAGCACUAAUUUUUAUUUGUAAUAUUUUUCUAUAAUGAAAUAAGUAGCACUAGGAAAAGAGGUUUUAUUUUGUAAGCAAUCAUUUGUGACCUCAGACAUCCUCUGGUUAAAAUUUUAAUACGCUUACAGCAGGUGCUCCCAGGAUCAUGUAUGACGGGUGGUGCAUGUUGAGAUUUAAAUUGGCAUAAAAGCUGCAUACUUUGUCUAGCUGUUUGAUUUAGUUUUUUAAUCUAGUGUGCCAAUUUUGUGUCUGUAAUCAUGUGAAAGUCCUGUUGAAAUGAAAAAUUGUCUGCCCCCAAAUUAAAGAAUUUAUGUGUAAAAUACAGUGUGAAUAAAUGUCCAACUUUUACAUGUGAAUGGUUUUCUGCAAGAACAUACAAAAAUCAAUAAAAAUCCUCUUAAUUUUCACAUA
This is a messenger RNA of Choloepus didactylus (southern two-toed sloth), 2053 nucleotides long. RefSeq names its product nipsnap homolog 2 (gene NIPSNAP2). Gene Ontology annotation, cellular component: mitochondrion. The coding region runs from base 75 to 935 and encodes 286 amino acids. The record is from RefSeq and is a predicted model, not a curated record. Lineage: Eukaryota; Metazoa; Chordata; Mammalia; Pilosa; Megalonychidae. The transcript is spliced from 10 exons.